Molecule: messenger RNA, 1325 nt
Organism: Salmo salar (Atlantic salmon)
Lineage: Eukaryota; Metazoa; Chordata; Actinopteri; Salmoniformes; Salmonidae
Source: RefSeq, a predicted model, not a curated record
AUGUCUAUCUGAGUCUAUGGUGUGUUCUCCAGAUGGUGGCCAACCUCUUCCUGGUUCACGCGGAGGUCGUAGGUCAGCAUAGAGGUCGUGUGAGGAAGAGCGGCACGAGACAUCAGCCCCCAACUGUCUCCACCAAGUUCACCCUGUCACUGCUGGAACUGGUGGACAAGAUGGAGAGGUGCAACCCAUCGUUCAUACGCUGCAUUAAGCCAAACAGUCAGAAGGAGCCAGGUGUGUUUGAGACGGAGCUGGUCACCAGCCAGCUGAGGUAUUCUGGUAUCUUGGAGACAAUCAGGAUCCGGAGAGAAGGUUACCCUGUUAGACUGGCCUUCAACGACUUCCUGUUCAGGUAUAAGUCUCUGGUGGGUUUGAAGCAGCCUCCAGCUCCUGAUGGGGAGAACUGCAUCUUCAUGCUCUGCAAACUGGUUCCCCUCCGACCCGGGGCCUACCAAGUAGGAGUUACCAAGCUGUUUCUGAAGGAGGAGGUGUACCAGUUGCUGGAGUCUAAGAGAGAGCGUGUCCGUCAGGUGGCGGCCCUCACCCUGCAGAGAUACACGCGCAUGUUCUUCGUCAGGAAACGGUACACGGAGUUCAGGACCAAGAUCGUCAGACUACAGGCCUACUGUAGAGGCUUCCUCACCAGGAAGCGCUAUUUGAAGAUGAGGAAGAGUCUGGUGAAGUUCCGUUCUCUCGUCCACAUGUACGUCACCCGCAAGAGAUACAUCAAGAUGAAGCUGGAGGCCCGCAGGAAAGCAGAGGAGGAGAGGAGGAGGAGAGAGGAGGAGCUGUUGAAGAGAGAGGUGGUUAAUGUCUCUCACCUGGUGAUCCCUGCUGAGCUCGGCUCUUUACUGCAGGCUGCAGCAGGUGGCAGACAGCUCCAUGCUGAGAGUCUAGCUCUGGUCCAGGCACCACACAUCCCUGAGGAGAACCAGCUGACUCUGCCGCUGGACAUCAACAACAACCCCUUCAGCCGCUACGUACAGCUGCACUUCAGGGAGCCUAUGUUUGGGAUGCUAACGGUUCCCUUGGAGACGACCCUGACGUGUAUGGACGAGGACCUCCGACAGGAAGCUCUGGAGGUGUUCGUUAUGAUCCUGAGGUUCAUGGGCGACCCCCACCUGAACGGGGCUCAGGAGAACCUGUUUGGGAACUACAUAAUCCAGAGAGGACUGGCCAAUCAGGGCCUGCGAGACGAGAUCCUGGCUCAGCUGGCCAAUCAGGUGUGGCGGAACCCAAACCAUGACAACGCAGAGAGGCUGGCUGCUGCUGCUGGGCUGCACCUGCUGCUUCCUCCAUCACCCAGGCUGCACACACACCUGCUGGAA